CUCGACUGAAACACUAUUCCAGCUUCCAAAAACUCAUUUUUCUCUGCUCCGGCUCCGUACUAGCCAUUGUGCAAGAUAUGGCCGUCCUAUUUCAGACCUUCCCUUGGCCGCUAUCAUGACCGCAGCGGUACAGCCUCAUCCCACUGCGCGCACAGCCAGAGCCAACUUCGAUCCAUCGACUGAACUCCCCAUUGCCGACCUUUUCCCAUCGCAAACAGGUCCCGAUGCCCACAUUCUCGCACAGGUUGCUCUCGUAUGGCCCUAUUCUAGCUCAACGGGAACAUUCGCCCUGCUGUUAGCUGAUCCUGACAUUCGCCGACGGAAAUCCAAGGGUCAGGUCAAAGUCGUAUUCCGCAAUGGGUGUGCAAAGGAAGUCGCAAAGACAAAAGUGGGCAUUGGGGACACCAUAAAGCUUGCAUUAGUAGGAUGUGAGUGGAAAGAGACGGGUGAUGUGGUUUCUACCCCGGGCAAGAAAAUAAACUGGGAUCUGGAGUACAAUACGCGUGUCCUGCUGGAGGUGCUUCGAAGUAACCAAGAGGCAACUACAGUUGACUUCACCGGAAAAGAGACCGACUCUUCAGCUACACACGGAUAUCUUACCUAUCUCAAUGGCAAAGACCACGAACAGCCUGUGCUGCACGGUGUGCUUCAUCAUCAGUCAAGCACAAUCCAUGUACCAUACCUAACGCCCAGAAAAGCAGCCGGAAACCAUCCCGCGGGAACUUUUAUCGAUACUGCCCUGGAAUAUCUAGCAGAGAACGAUGGCUAUGUUUUGGGUCGAGGUCGAAAGCGUACCAAAUUCGCCAGAAACAGCGGAGCAUGGAGUUUCGUCGAUCUAGAGGCGGAAAACCAGCCGGCAGAGCCCAGGAAAGUUGAGGUGGACAAUGCAGAUGCUGCGCAGUGUCAGAGUCCCCAAGCUAAAGAAGUUGCUCUGGCUCCAGGACCAGCUGCCCUUGACAGGGAGGAUCAAAUCGAACACCAGAUCCUCGCCGAGGUCUCGAAAGAGGUUGUACAGCCAACAUCCACGGUUCAGGUAACUGAAGAAGACAUAGUCGACGUCUCCAGCUCAGUCUCGCCUACUGAAUUCAUACCUCCUCCUAUUGUGACUCAGCCACUGGUGAUGGGCCCGCCUCAGACACCACGCAGAGCCUCUCCCCCUCGACAACCAGCGAUAGACAAUACAGAUGAUUCCAACACCAGCGAUGGCUCAGAAGCUGCGACCACACCGCGACUGCUACCUAUACCAUCUCCUGGUCUCCCUCUAGUGUCUCCGUUAGUCCAUCGUUCAGGGGUUGAGAUCGGAUAUUUUCCGCCAUUUGACAUGAGUAUAUCACAUUUGGAUGCGGCUGCUAUUCCAGGGGCAGAGAUCAUUGAUUUGGCCGAUCGCCCGUCGCCACACUCUGAUGGGUCGCCCGUUGUUAUAGUGGGCGCAUCAACAUCAGAGGCAGCAGCCAACGGUUUCGAGGCUGGGGACAUUGCACAUGGAGAUACUGUGCUCGUAUCUCACGAAUCCGAAGUAGCACUCGAGGAUCAGGAGAGCACAAAGAAAACUGCGUAUGAAGCGCCGCAAUGGCUUUCAUCACUGGAAUCCAGUAUUGAUCGAGAGCUUCUUCUUUCGCAAGACCAGUCAGCCUCUCACAGUGUGUCCCAGCACGCUUCUCAAGCUUUCGAGGUUGAGGAUGAUGAUCUCUACGGCGCUCCUGUUGAAGUACCGAAAGCCAACCAUUCAGUUGCAACAUCACCUUCAGUUGAACGCCCGAAGAGCCCGCUGGAUGUCCUUGAACAGUUUUUACAAAUUCCGCCAACUACGGCUCUUGGCUUUUCUCUCCCCCUUGAAUCAGAUGGCGAACAUAAUAGGCCAAAUACACCUCUGGAGCAGGAUGCGCCUGAGGGUAUGUCCAUAGACACUCCGCAGGAAAGGGUGGAGGUGUCCGCAAACUUGAAACGGUCCCACAGCACGUAUCCAGAACCACAGUCGCCAUUUAGGCAGAACCAACAACAUCAAGCGAGUCCUGUCAAUUCUACUCGCCCUCCUUCAAGUCAGGCCUCACGACCACAAUCACUCGACGGACACAUGGACGAGCGAGAGCGCUUCCAGGAAUAUAUCGAUCAUCUUGCUCAAUUUUCUGCAAAUUCAGAAUCCUCAAAGCAGCUUGUACCAGAUAGCGAGUCUUCUCACGGCAACUUUCGAAGUGAGACACACCUGAAAACCGAUGUAUCAGUGACAACCACGAAAGUUGAUGAGGCGGCCCAUGUCGACUCUUCCGGACAUGUUACAGAAGUGGUGAAGCAGGCGACAGACCAGUCACUGGAGGCAAAAGAAGCCAAAGAAGAACCACAACAUCCUUCUGCUAUUACAGCAGAAGAGGAGAUCAAGACUGUGUCUACUCUAUCCGAACAUGUCUACACACACGAGCCUCAUGCACAGCUACCAACUCCGGUCCAGUCCCAACUGCACAGUUCGUCAACUGAGCCUGAAACGCCAAAACCCGUCCAGGAGCUGACCCAGGUUAGCUUUCUAUCUCCCCGUCAUACACAAGAAGAGUUCGACGGAGACUCGCAGGAACCUGCACUUCCCGCGCGGAAUGAAAUGAUCGAAGUCUCAAUUGAGGAUUCAGUGACAGUGAAGACCAUACGAAGCAAAGCGAGGCUAAGUGAGCAAGAGGAAGGAGCUGACGGCAGUCAAAAAAGCCCAUCGCAAACGACUCAGAAGGAACCACCCGCCGAAAACGAGCCUCCCGCACAACCCUCCAGGGUAAGCACGAGUCCUACAAUUGCCAGGCCUAUCUCCAUGUUGCAACCAGAUACAGCUACAUCUCGUAGAAGCUCUCAACGAUUGUCAGCAAGAAAGCCUACCAUGACACCGAACUUAUCUAGUCCGUAUUUUACACCUCGCAAAUCCACUCGACAACUUUCCUCAUCACCACCCCGCAAAGAAAACAUAAAUCCCAGUGGAGACGACACCACUCUUGUGCCGUUGCCAACGCAGAAGCAAGUCGAACUACCUCUUGCAUCCACUGCGCUCCAAGAGUCCGAACAGUCUUUUAUUGAUGCCACACCUGUUUCCCCGAAUCUUACGACGAGUGGAUCGGUAUUCAGCAGAGACACGGGCACUACAACGCCACUUGCGUACUUCCCUCACCUGCGGUCGCUGCCUGAACAGUUCGGCCACCUAGUAGACGUCAUCGCCGUAUGUACAGAUUCUUUGCCGGAACCAGAACAGUCGAAAACAGGACGAAAGGACUACCACACUGCGCUACAACUCACGGAUCCUUCGAUUGCCUCUGAGAGGCAUUCAGCCAUAGGUGUUCAAGUAUUUCGACCUGUUCGGACGUCACUUCCCACAGCUCUUCGCGGCGACGUAGUCAUUCUUCGGAACUUCAAGGUCCAGCCUUUCCAAAGACAGUUCAUCCUAUUGAGCACUGACACGUCUUCGUGGGCAGUGUUUAAAGCCACAACCGGCGCGACCGUGAGACAAUCAGAGGUGGUCAUUUCGGGCCCGCCCCUAGAGUUUGGAAGCGCCGAAACAAGCCAGGCCGGGCUUUUGUUUGACUGGUGGAACAAGAGCGGAAAAGCACUGUUCAAUGUCGAGCCUCCAGAAGUCGAAAACGGUUCGCCAAACCUUCUGCGUAGUUCUCCCAGACUCAAAGAAAGACCACAACCCAAUUACAAUAUCACACCUCCCAGCCGCCGCCGAAAAGCCGCCACAAGCGACGGCGAUGGCAAAGGAGGCGAAAACGUCGAAACCUUGGGACAACUGACGGCAGGAUCUCAAGCGAGCGGCAACAAACGAAUUUCUACUAGCAGUGAUAGAAACGAGGUCUCCCCGCAACAAGCCGACUCGGCUGGAAGCUUUUACGAUGAGAAUGACACAAUAAUUGUCACUGCACGCCCAUUGAAUCGUCGACGGGCCAACAGGACCGACAACAUUGGCAACGAUGGAGAUGAAGACGUGGCUAUGGUUGGUGAUGACUGGGAACAAAGCACCCCUCUUUCCGACAAGACCAACCGACGCAGAGAAUCCACCAUUUCCACAGCCCCUUCAGAACCUGGCAGAUCAUUCACUCCACGACGAAGUGCGAGGCUUCAGAAGUCUCCCAGCCUUGUGCACGAGCUGCGGGACGGGACCAAGUAUGUGGAUGACAACCGAAGGAGGAGUGCCAGUGUUGUACACGAACUGAGGGACGGGGCGUCUUAUGUGGAUGAAUAGGACAAUAAGUUCGCCCACACCGUUAACGCAAUAUGAACUAGCCACGGAGAAUAUGUUCAGCCGCUGAGUCUGAUGGUCUUCUGCACCAAAGCGUCGCCGUUGAAGACUCUCGAUGUCGCAGACCUUACGGCUGCCUUGUCUUGAUACAUAAUUUUCAGUCUCAUUGAGGCAUAUGAUACGCUGUUCAUGUACACCUUU
Molecule: messenger RNA, 4408 nt
Organism: Cladophialophora immunda
Lineage: Eukaryota; Fungi; Ascomycota; Eurotiomycetes; Chaetothyriales; Herpotrichiellaceae
Exons: 1
Coding region: 116-4210 (1364 amino acids)
Biological process (GO): telomere maintenance
Cellular component (GO): chromosome, telomeric region
Molecular function (GO): DNA binding
Source: RefSeq, a predicted model, not a curated record